UGACAGCUGCGCUAUAUUAUUGUAGAGAGUAAAGUGGACUUAGUGAAAGAGGGAAAGAAAGGGAGCGCUCUGCCUUAUUAUGCAAACGAGCUCGUGUCAAAGGGCUACACCCCAAAAAGGAUGUCUACAUGCUUUUCCUUGGGAUGGGAAGCAGUUCGGCUCUAGGAGAAAUUAGGAGUUCAGUCCUACUGUCUACACCGGCGGAACAAAAGUGUGCCAACCCAUCGCAAGGAAGGAGGUUAGCACGGAAUGUCCGGUCUGGGUUCUGUUAGACGCUUAAUCCUGUUGGUAAUUUAGUCCAUUUGAUGACCCUACCCUAGAGAGAGGGGGAGCAACAGAGCCAGUCACUCACAGCUCUCACAAUCAACGCAGCCAAGGAAACCCACUGAAACGCUCCCCCCCAAAUACCCCCCUUGUCACGGAGAAAGAAGAAGGGGGUGAGAAGAGGAGACACUCAGACAAAAGCAUUCCUGGCCGGCUUUCAGUUUCAAAAAGAGAGUCGCUCUAAGUUGGUUAAAAUUAUUUAACCGUUCUUCAAAUACGAAAUUCAAGUGGAUAGGCAGAGCCAACCGGCGACUCUUCGUCCGCAUCAGCAACGGCAGAAGUAACGGGAGUACAGGCUACUCUCACUACAGUAGCUCUUUCCAAUAACUGCUACAGCCUGUAAAAACGACGGAACCUGCCACAAUCAACAGACACCAUGGAGACCAAGAUGCGACUCUCUUUGGUUAUUUUAACGUUAGGUUUGCUGCUGCCACAUUGUGUUAGGACAGACGACGAUACUGCUGCUGCUGCCACCACUGCCGCCACCACCACCGUAGCUCCCACCACUCCCGCCACUACCACUCCUGUCCCCAAAGUAGACGACCCAGCCACAACUACCGCUGCAGCCACCACCACCACCGUUCCUGCUGUUCCUUCAUCUACCAUUGCUGCUGCCGCAACCACCACCAAAAUGCUGCCGCCGCCACCACCAGAUGCCAAAACGACGGCGGCUACCUCUCCCGCUGCUGCUCCCAGUGCUACCCAAAACGUGACCCCAACUCCCAGUAAGAGCCCAGAUGUUAGCACUACUAAACCGAGUGGGGGCGGUGGGCAAGUUCUGAGCGUUCCCAGUCCCAAUGAUGGCCAAACCACCCCUGCUGUUCCCAAUGGUUCUUCUGCUGUUUCCACCACUGUUGCAAAACCUGAUGAUAAUCAGAGCAACAUCGCCCACCAGGGUGGCGACAGCAGUACUACUGCAGUGGGCCCCAACAGCUCUCAGCAGCCUGCUACCACCAAGGCUCCCGCUGACCAGGUCAGCGCCAUCCCCACGGCCGCCGUCUCUGCCCAGCCCUCUGGCUCUGGCUCUGGCUCUGUCACCAGCAGCACUGCUACUGACGCUGGUAGGGGCCCAGGCACAGGCACCACUCCCUCCACCCAGGCUGGCGGGGCAACCACUACCGUCUACCGGCCACCACUACCAUCGCUCGCCCCGGAGGACAACACGACCACCACAGUCCCCCCUCCGACUACCACGGCCCUGCCUACCACCACUACCAUGGCAACCACCGCUCCUCUGGAGUCCCACACGCACGAGUACAUAAAGAAGGAACAGCCAGAGGAGGGAGAAGCCAUGCUGGACAAGAUCUGCUCCCGCCUGCUGCAGCUGUUUGUGGACGGGGCCAAGUGCUCCAUGGCCUACAGGAGGAGAGGCAGUGACAAGCCCAUGUUUGACACCGUGGAGAUCAGUGGGAAAGUUAACACGAGUAUUGUAAAGAGCCACUACGAUGACCUUCAAAAGGUACCGACCAACGACCCGAAGGAGAGUGAUGACCAGAGUGCCCACACCACGCUAGUGGCUAUUCUAGCAUCCUGCGGGGCGCUAGCUCUCAUCAUCGUGGGCUUAGCCAUAUGCACCUACCGGCAUGGCAAAAACUACCGCAAGAACCAGUGCAUGCAGCAGCACCUGACCGAGGAGAUGCCGACGGUGGAGAACGGUUACCACGACAACCCCACGCUGGAGAUGGAGGUCCCCACGGAGACGUCGCCCAGCCCCCUGGAGAAGAAGCUCCCGCGCCCCAACGGCCAGACCAGCGAGUUCAACGACAGCUGGAUCGUGCCCAUCGACAACCUGCUGAAGGAUGACAUGAUCCCCGACGAGGAGGACACUCACCUGUAGACGCAUACACACGUACACACACACACACACACACACACACUCUCUCUCUCUUACACACACACAAACACACAGGGACACAAUAUGCACAUGUCCCCAUACACAACCCGCUGAAGGACGACAUCAUGAUCCCUGACGAAGAGGACACUCACCUGUAGACGCAUACACACAUUCACACACACACACACACACUCUCUCGCUCGCUCUCUCUCUCACGCACACACACACACGUCCCCAUUGACAACCUGAUGAAGGACGACAUGAUCCCAGAUGAGGACACUCACCUGUAAAUGCGAACCCACACAUACCUGCAGACGCAAACGCACACACCUGUAGACUCUCUCUCUCUCUCUCUCUCUCACACAUACACACACACACACACACACACGCCUGUAGACGCAAACGGUAGCAUAUGGUUCACACACACACUCACACACACGACAAUCAAUCAAUCUUUUGAUCAAUACAGAUGUCCGUGUCACACAUAUACACACUCAUACAGUGUAUGUGCUGCAUACUCAGAGUGUCCUCAGAGUGUUUGAGCAUGCAGCUGUGCUGUGUUCUGUCAACCUCAAACACAUCUGGACCCAGUUCUCUUCUCAUGUCGUCAUUUCCCUUCUCUCACACUUUCGUACUGAAGGAACUUUUGAUGGUCUCAACGUUUCUGCCUUUCUUUCUUUUGUUCGCUCUGUCUUUCUUUCCCUUUCUUUUUCUUUCUUUCAUACAAUUUGUUUUGAUGUUUUGGGGUAAUUGGUUUUGGGUGGCUGCAUCCCAAAAACACAUGAUGUAGGUUACUUUUCUCACCUAAAUUGUCAAUCAAACAAAAGGCUCCCUUCGAUUGAAAACUGAGUGGGAACAGGCCUAGCCCACCUAUUGGAGAAAGGGCCUUACAGUCCAUGAUGAUAGUAUGUGCUGGGUCAAAGUCAAAGGAGCUACAGUAACUGGACUUCAGUUUAUGAGCUGAAUGAACAAAAAAAAUCCAAAGCUCCAAUUAGAAGAAGCCCAGUUUCCCCUUAAGCCUAUGCCUUAACUCCCAUUAAGUCCUCAUGAUGGGGAUGAAUGAAGAUGAUUUCAGACAUACGCUGUAAGAAUGUACACUGCUGUGCGGCUUUAGAUGAGUUUGUAUUGUCUUGUUGCCGUGGUAGGUAACUGAGCUAGUGACGCCCGCGUGGUGAUGUCACAGAGAAUAGAGUAAACAAAAUGACCUCAGGAUUCUAUUGUCCUGGAAACAAACAAACAACAGAAAACACUAGACGCCUAAAGCGUCUCAGGUUAAGGUGAUUCAAGGGGAGGCAACGAACACACACACACACACACACACACACACACACACACACACACACACACACACACACACACACACACACACACACACACACACACACACACACACACACACACACACACACACACACACACACACACACACCUUAGCCUCCAGCAAGGGUAGCAGUGAUAGUGGAUCAAGGGAAUUACCCAGCUGUGUAAAUAGUGUGUUGCAUGUUUUUUUGUCAUAUGUUUUGUCUUAUCACCAGUGGCCUUGCUCCAAAGUAUGUGUGUGUGCAUAACAAAAUGAAAGGGGAAAUAUUGGUAACACUUAAGAAUAUCGGUCCCUAAAAAGCCUUUUGAACACUUUGUAAAUAUUGAAGUAACUAUAAACAAAACAUGUCCAAAUGUUUGCAAAUUAGUGUUCAUUCAAAAACAUUUGUAUAUGUUGUUUAAACUGCAAUUUGUUAAUGAUGAUAAUGUUUAAGUAAAGAUUUUUAAGGCUAUUCAAAAGUGUUACCAAAAUAUUUUAGUAUAUUUUUGUUGAGGCGUUAAAUGCAGAAACGGGCCACUGUUGGACAUUUUGGAGAUAAUGGGUCCUCUGCACCAAUCAUAAAAACUUUUUUUUUUUUUUAAAUACGUGUGCACACACUCAGGGUCCUCAUCGCCAAUGGAGGCCUGCUAGUCAUACUCUGUUUCUCCUGACUGCCAUCCGGUGCUUUCAGCACUAAAUGCUCAUCUCAUACUCCUGAUGGGAGUUUAAUUGUAAUAUCCAUAUGGUUGUUUGUGACAGUGGGGGCAUUUCAGCUCCCCACACACAUUGUUUCACACCUUUCACAUUUUCAUAGCAGCAUUUAAUGGUAGAGUAUGUAAUAUUUUUUAGCAGUUUAUUUCCAGAGUUAAUGCUGGCUCUUCAUGGAUGUUGUCUUUUUCAUGUAUGUAUGUUCAUGACUUGAACAUUUACACUUAUCAUACGGGAGAAACGGGAUCUUCUCCGUCUGUAAUUUUGAAUUACUGGUCAUCAUAGACAUCUUUGGCUGCAAAACUUACUUUACUUUGGUUAGUCCAUUAAGUAUUACUUUGUCACUUUGUAAAUAGAAAAUGUUCAUGAAUAGAUCAAAUAUGUGAAUGGGCAGCAUGAAUUUUGAAAGUAAAUGCCUAAAAUUACAUAGACUCAUAGAACCACGGUUAAAUACUGUACAUAUAUGUGGGUAAAACUUUCUUUCAAGGGAUCUACAUAAGGGUGUCAAGUAUGCAUCAUAAGAAUGAGAUGACCCUCGUCAGGAACAUAAAUGACACAUUAUGGAUUUUUAUCAAUGUCAUAAUGUGUCACUCAGUUAAGUUGAAUGUCAAUUUCCCAUUCCAAAAAACCCCACAUUAUGACAUUCUUAUGCAAGUUACAUGAUACCCUUAUGUAACUAUUGUUUGGAGUACCGUAUGUGUGCUGCUGAGGGCCAGACACUUCUAUCCCUGUCGCCCUCUGGUGGGCUGAGUCUGAACAGCGUUUUUGUUUUUUAUUAAAUAUUUUGAAAGGGCCAAAUAUGAAUGUUCAAUCAGGAAACCUCAACACCUCUUCUACUUUACCUAAAAUGAACAAAGUGUUUUCAAAAGGGAAAUUUGUAUGCAUUUGUAUUAAUCACAACCCAGUACAAUCACUGUUAAGACACUAGUCUUGUAGAUUUGAUAACUAUUUUUGUAAUAACUAUACACAUAUUGAAGUAUGCUGGUCUGUAGAUAGAUAUUCGUCACUAUCAGGUCAUAAUCACCAGUCACAACACUGUGGAUGUUCUCGCUGUUGUUCUUUGUUUUCUUUUUUUUUUUUACAAAUUACAAUUUGUGCUUUUUGUUCGUUUGUCACCAAAGUAUGUAGUUUGUUUUUGUUUGUACUGUAUUUAUGAUCAUUUGUUUUUGUUUGUUUGUUUAUGGAUCUAUGGAUGGUAAACAAACGGCAGGGGGUCUGACACACUGGAAGCUGUUGGCGUCUGUUAAUCACUACAGAGCUGCAGCCGUCUCCUUAUUUGUUUUGUCUCUUAUACCAAUAAACAUCUUCGCAAAAGGCCA
Molecule: messenger RNA, 5485 nt
Organism: Engraulis encrasicolus (European anchovy)
Lineage: Eukaryota; Metazoa; Chordata; Actinopteri; Clupeiformes; Engraulidae
Gene: podxl
Product: podocalyxin-like
Exons: 8
Coding region: 701-2161 (486 amino acids)
Biological process (GO): negative regulation of cell-cell adhesion; cell migration; positive regulation of cell-cell adhesion mediated by integrin
Cellular component (GO): apical plasma membrane; microvillus membrane
Source: RefSeq, a predicted model, not a curated record